Mustela erminea (ermine) is the source of this 2541-nucleotide messenger RNA. RefSeq names its product fucose-1-phosphate guanylyltransferase (gene FPGT). The record is from RefSeq and is a predicted model, not a curated record. Lineage: Eukaryota; Metazoa; Chordata; Mammalia; Carnivora; Mustelidae. Gene Ontology annotation, molecular function: transferase activity, transferring phosphorus-containing groups.
AUGCGUGCUGUGCCGGCGGCAGAGACUUGGAAGGCUUCUGCUGGUGUCGGCGAAGCUGUUGCUAUGGCUGCUGCGCUUGCACCCCUAGGCGUAACUCUGCGAGAAGCCACCCAGCGAAAAUUGAGGAGGUUUUCAGAGCUGAGAGGCAAACCUGUGGCAGCUGGAGAAUUCUGGGACAUCGUUGCAAUAACAGCAGCUGAUGAAAAACAGGAGCUUGCUUAUAAGCAACAGCUGUCAGAAAAGCUGAAAAAAAAGGAGCUACCCCUUGGAGUUCAAUAUCAUGUUUUUGUUGAUCCUGCUGGAGUCAAAAUCGGAAAUGGAGGAUCCACACUUUGUGCCCUUCGAUGUUUGGAAAAGCUAUAUGGCAAUAAAUGGAAUUCUUUUACCGUCCUAUUAAUUCAUUCUGGUGGUUACAGCCAACGCCUUCCAAAUGCAAGUGCUCUGGGCAAAAUUUUCACUGCAUUACCUUUUGGUAACCCUAUUUAUCAGAUGUUGGAAUUAAAACUAGCCAUGUACAUUGAUUUCCCCUCACAUAUGAAUCCUGGGAUUCUGGUUACCUGUGCAGAUGAUAUUGAACUUUAUAGUAUCGGAGAAUGUGAGUUUAUUAGAUUUGACAAACCUGGCUUUACUGCUUUAGCUCAUCCUUCUAGUUUGACUGUUGGUACCACACAUGGAGUAUUUGUCUUAGAACCUUUUGAUGAAUUAGAAUAUAGAGACCUUGAAUACAGGUCUUGCCAUCGUUUCCUUCAUAAGCCCAGCAUAGAAAAGAUGCAUCAAUUUCGUGCUGUAUGUAGACCGGGAAAUAUUUCUCAACAGGACUUUGCUAGGGGUGAUACUCCCUCUCUUAAGUUAGACUCUGAGUAUGUCUACACAGACAGCUUGUUUUACAUGGAUCAUAAAUCAGCAAAAAAGUUACUUGCUUUUUAUGAGAAAAUAGGCACAUUGAACUGUGAAAUAGAUGCCUAUGGAGACUUUCUGCAAGCUUUGGGACCUGGAGCAACUGUGGAGUACACCAGAAACACAGCAAAUGUCACUAAAGAAGAAGCAGAGUUGAUAGAUAUUAGGCAGAGAAUAUUUCAUCUUCUUAAAGGAACCUCAUUAAAUGUUAUUGUUCUUAAUAACUCCAAAUUUUAUCACAUCGGAACAACCGAAGAAUAUUUGUUUCAUUUUACUUCAGAUAGCAGUUUGAAAUCAGAACUUGGCUUACAGUCCAUAGCUUUUAGCAUCUUUUCUGCAAUACCGGAAAGUUCUGGUAAUACAUCCUGUAUCAUUCAAAGUAUACUGGAUUCAAGGUGUUCUGUGGCAGCUGGCUCAGUUGUGGAGUAUUCCAGAUUGGGGCCUGAUGUUUCAGUUGGGGAAAACUGCAUUAUUAGUGGUUGUCAUUUCAUAACAGCAGCUGUUCUGCCUGCAUAUUCUUUUGUGUGUUCCUUAAGCUUGAAGAUGAAUGGACACUUAAAGUAUUCAACUAUGGCAUUUGGAGUGCAAGACAACUUGAAAAAGAAUGUUAAAACAUUGUCAGAUAUAAAGUUACUUCAAUUCUUUGGAGUCUGUUUCCUGUCAUGCUUAGAUAUUUGGAAUCUAGAAGUUACAGAGGAAAUGUUCUCUGGAAACAAGACAUGUUUGAGUUUGUGGAAUGCUCGUAUUUUCCCAGUUUGUUCUUCUUUAAGUGAUUCAGUUACAGUAUCCCUGAAAAUGUUAAAUGCUAUACAGAACAAAUCAGCAUUCAGCCUGAAUAACUAUAAACUGUUGUCCAUUGAAGAAAUGCUUGUCUACAAAGAUGUAGAAGACAUGAUAACUUAUAGGGAGCAAAUUUUUCUAGAAAUUACUUUAAAUACAAAAAAACAGUCUGAUUUAGAGACAUCUUAAAUAUCCUACACCUUGGCAUUCUUGAUUGAGCACGACUACAAAUAGGAGAGUUUUCUGUAGACUUUUGUUUUUUCAUUGAAGUGAAUCAAUGCAAAUUAUAUUAACAAUUACUGUAACAAUAACACAAAAAUAUGAAUUCUCCAUUUUUGAUAAAAAUAUUUUCAAGGCUGUAAGCAUAGAAAAGGUUUUUUUUAUGUUUAGCACUAUUUUAAUUUUCUUUUUUAUUAAAGGUGGAUUUGUGGAGCAUAGCUGUGCUCAUAUAGUACUAUAGUAGUUUUGAGUAAUUUUCUAAACAUACCUUUAGAGUUUUUCCAUCUUCCUUUUGGGCUUUCGUUUCAGUACAGUUCUAAGUGUUUAUUGGCAUUUCUAUCUUUGAGCAUAGUAGUCCUAUUCUGAUGAACUGAUAAAAGUGGCAUACUGUAGGAUCUUCAGAGCACUGUAAGAAUACUGUAGAAAUACUUUUUUGGAAAGAAACCCAUUGCUCACAAAUUCAGAUAAAAUCAAUUAAAAUAUUGUGAUUAUGUAAUUAAUAAAUAAUUAGAUGCAAACAGCUUUGAAAUUGAUGAUGAAAAUCUGUCUCAUUUAUUGCUCUAACCAAAAUAAAACUAAAAGUGUAUAUGUGUUAUUUUACCUUAUAAAUGUGGAUAUGUGUUUCUAUAUAUAUAUAUUUUUUAA